This is a messenger RNA of Pteropus alecto (black flying fox), 14074 nucleotides long. Its product is annotated as myosin-16. Lineage: Eukaryota; Metazoa; Chordata; Mammalia; Chiroptera; Pteropodidae. The transcript has 42 exons. The record is from RefSeq and is a predicted model, not a curated record. Gene Ontology annotation, cellular component: myosin complex. Bases 1 to 5841 code for a protein of 1946 amino acids. Gene Ontology annotation, molecular function: actin filament binding; cytoskeletal motor activity; ATP binding.
AUGCCUGGUGGAUACAAAGGUGAAUGCGGGGACGAUGUGGACCCAAUGCCCUUUCUGGCACCUCUUGAAAAGGAGAGGAUCGAAGCCAUGAACAAGCCCUAUGACAUCAAGAAGUCCUGUUGGGUCAAAGACGAGAAGGAAGGCUUUGUUGCUGGGGAGAUCCAGUCUGAACAGGGUGAUCAAGUCACUGUGAAGACGAUCACCAACCAGACUCUCACCGUAAAGAAGGAUGAUAUCCAGCAGAUGAACCCACCCAAAUUCUACCAAGCCAGCGACAUGGCGGACAUGACUUUCUUGAAUGAGGCCAGUGUCCUGGACAACCUGCGCCAGCGCUACAUCAAUAUGAGGAUCUAUACCUACUCGGGCUUGUUCUGUGUGACAGUCAACCCCUACAAGUGGCUGCCCAUCUACGGGGUCCGAGUGGUCAACAUGUACAAAGGCAAGAAGCGCACAGAGAUGCCACCCCACCUCUUCUCCAUCUCAGACAAUGCCUACCACGACAUGCUCAUGGACCGUGAAAAUCAGUCUAUGCUAAUCACUGGAGAAUCUGGUGCUGGCAAGACUGAGAACACAAAGAAGGUCAUCCAGUACUUUGCCAAUAUCGGAGGAAUUGGCAAACAGUCAUCGGAUAAGAAGGGGUCCCUGGAGGAUCAAAUCAUCCAGGCAAACCCUGUGCUGGAGGCUUUCGGGAAUGCCAAGACCACCAGGAACAACAAUUCCUCUCGCUUUGGCAAGUUCAUCCGGAUCCACUUCGGAACUGCAGGCAAACUGGCUGGAGCUGACAUCGAGAGCUAUCUCUUAGAGAAAUCUCGUGUCAUCUCACAGCAAGCAGCCGAGAGAAGUUACCACAUUUUCUACCAGAUUCUCUCUAACAAGAAGCCUGAACUUGUUGAGAGUUUGCUGCUGGUCCCCAACCCUAAGGAAUAUCACUGGGUGAGCCAAGGUGUCACCAUGGUGGAUAACAUGGACGACAAGGAGGAGCUGCAGAUCACAGACGAUGCCUUUGACGUACUAGGUUUCAGUGCUGAGGAGAAGAUUGGUGUUUACAAGCUGACUGGGGGCAUCAUGCACUUUGGCAACAUGAAGUUCAAGCAGAAGCCCAGAGAGGAACAAGCUGAAGUGGAUACCACCGAGGUGGCUGACAAAGUCGCCCAUCUCAUGGGUCUCAAUUCCGGGGAACUCCAGAAGGGCAUCACCAGGCCCCGGGUUAAAGUAGGCAACGAGUUUGUGCAAAAGGGUCAGAACAUGGAACAGUGCAACAACUCCAUCGGGGCUCUGGGCAAGGCUGUCUAUGACAAGAUGUUCAAGUGGCUGGUGGUCAGGAUCAACAAGACCUUGGACACCAAGAUGCAGAGGCAGUUCUUCAUCGGGGUGCUAGACAUUGCCGGCUUUGAGAUCUUUGAGUUCAACAGCUUCGAACAGCUGUGUAUCAACUUCACCAACGAGAAACUGCAGCAGUUUUUCAACCACCAUAUGUUCGUGCUGGAGCAGGAGGAGUACAAGAGGGAAGGCAUUGAAUGGGUCUUCAUAGACUUUGGCCUUGACCUGCAGGCCUGCAUUGACCUCCUGGAAAAGCCCAUGGGCAUUUUCUCCAUCUUGGAAGAACAGUGCGUCUUCCCCAAGGCCACCGAUGCCACAUUCAAAGCAGCCCUGUAUGACAACCAUCUGGGCAAGUCCAGCAACUUCCUCAAACCAAAGGGAGGAGGCAAGGGCAAGGGUCCUGAGGCCCACUUUGAGCUCAUCCACUAUGCAGGCACCGUGGGUUACAACAUCACUGGCUGGCUGGAGAAGAACAAAGACCCCCUGAAUGAAACAGUGGUGGGUUUGUUCCAGAAAUCGACUCUGGGGAUCCUGGCCCUUCUCUUCAAAGAAGAGGAGGCUCCAACUGCAAGCAAGAAGCAGAAGAGAGGGUCCUCCUUCAUGACAGUCUCCAACUUCUACAGGGAGCAGUUGAACAAGCUGAUGACCACCCUCCACAGCACUGCCCCUCAUUUUGUCCGCUGUAUUGUCCCCAAUGAGUUCAAGCAAUCAGGUGUGGUAGAUGCCCACCUGAUCAUGCACCAGCUGGCUUGCAACGGAGUCCUGGAAGGCAUCCGUAUUUGCAGGAAGGGCUUCCCAAACAGGCUGCAAUACCCAGAGUUCAAACAGAGGUACCAAGUGCUGAACCCCAACGUGAUUCCUCAGGGGUUUGUAGACAACAAGAAGGCCUCAGAGCUGCUGCUUGGGUCCAUUGAUCUGGAUGUGAAUGAAUACAAAAUUGGACAUACCAAGGUGUUCUUCCGAGCAGGCAUCCUGGCCAAGCUUGAGGACAUGCGGGAUGAGCGUCUGGCUAAGAUCAUGACGAUGUUACAGUGUCGGCUCCGGGGUUUCCUCAUGAGGGUUGAGUUCAAGAAGAUGCUGGAACGAAGACUUGGCCUGAAAGUCAUCCAGCGGAAUACACGCAAGUUUCUGGAGCUGCGUUUCUGGGGCUGGUGGAAGCUGUACAACAAGGUCAAGCCGCUCCUGAAUGUGGCACGGCAAGAGGAAGAGAUGAAGGCCAAAGAGGAAGAGCUGAGGAAUGCCAUGUCCAAGACACAGGAGCUGCUAACCAAGGUCAAGGAAAUGGAGGAAAAGAUGGUCACACUCAGUCAGGAGAAGAAAGACCUCACCAUCCAGCUGCAGGCUGAGCAAGAGAACCUGAUGGAUGCCGAGGAGCGCCUGACCCAGAUGAUGAAGACCAAAAUGGAGUUGGAGAGCCAGAUCUCAGAUAUGCGGGAGCGGUUGGAGGAAGAGGAAGGCACAGCUGCUUCCCUGAGUGCUUCCAAGCGCAAACUAGAGGGGGAGCUGAGUGACCUGAAGCGUGACCUGGAGGGCCUUGAGAGCACGCUGGCCAAGACAGAGAAGGAGAAGCAGGCCCUGGAUCACAAGGUCCGUACCCUGACCGGGGACCUCUCACUCCGUGAAGACUCUAUUGCCAAGCUCCAGAAGGAGAAGAGGGCCCUGGAGGAGCUGCACCAGAAAACCCUCGAUGACCUACAAGCUGAGGAGGACAAGGUGAACCACCUAACCAAGAGCAACAGCAAACUCAGCACCCAGAUCCAUGAGCUGGAGGAUAACUGGGAACAGGAAAAGAAAAUCCGGGCAGAGGUGGAAAAGGCUCGUCGGAAAGCUGAGAGUGACUUGAAGAUGACCAUUGACAAUCUUAAUGAGAUGGAGCGGUCCAAGAUAGAUCUUGAGGAAGUGGUGAAAAAGAGGGAUAUGGAAAUUAAUUCUGUCAACUCUAAAUAUGAGGAUGAGCAGUCUCUGAAUGCCACUCUGCAGCGGAAACUGAAGGAACACCAGGCCCGAAUUGAGGAGCUGGAGGAGGAACUGGAAGCUGAGAGGGCAAUGAGAGCCAAGGUGGAGAAACAACGUAGCGACCUGUCCCGGGACCUUGAAGACCUCAGCGACAGGCUGGAAGAGGCCGGGGGAGCCACAUCUGCUCAGAUUGAGCAGAAUCGCAAGCGAGAGGCCGAGCUGCUGAAGUUGCGGCGGGAGCUGGAGGAGGCAGCCCUGCAAAGUGAGGCGACAGCCUCCACGCUGCGCAAGAAGCACACAGACUCCAUGGCAGAGCUGACAGAGCAUGUGGAGAACCUACAGAGGGUCAAGUCCAAGUUGGAGAAGGACAAGCAAGUCAUGAAGGCUGAGAUCGACGACCUUAACGCCAGCGUGGAAACUCUGCAGAAGUCCAAGAUAAAUGCCGAGGCCCAUGUCCGAAAGCUGGAAGACAGCUUAGUGGAAGCCAAUGCCAAGGUGGCUGAGCUAGAGAGAAACCAGGCAGAAAUCAAUGCCAUCAGGACCCGCCUCCAAGCUGAAAAUGGUGAACUGAGCCGGGAAUAUGAAGAAUCCCAGAGCCGGCUCAAUCAAAUCCUGCGGAUAAAGACAUCGCUCACAUCUCAGGUGGAUGACUACAAGAGGCAGCUGGAUGAAGAGUCCAAGUCUCGCAGCACAGCCGUGGUGAGUCUCGCCAACACCAAGCAUGACCUGGACCUGGUGAAGGAGCAGCUGGAGGAGGAACAGGGAGGCAAGUCGGAGCUGCAGCGCCUUGUGUCCAAACUAAACACCGAGGUGACCACCUGGAGGACCAAGUAUGAGACCGAUGCCAUCCAGAGGACUGAGGAGCUAGAAGAGACCAAGAGGAAACUGGCUGCCAGGCUCCAGGAAGCAGAAGAGGCAGCCGAAGCUGCCCAGGCCAGGGCUGCCUCCCUCGAGAAAAAUAAACAGAGACUCCAAGCAGAAGUCGAGGACCUCACCAUCGACUUAGAGAAGGCCAAUGCUGCAGCUGCUGCCCUGGAUAAGAAGCAGCGGCUCUUUGACAAGAUGCUGGCUGAGUGGCAACAGAAGUGUGAGGAGCUGCAGGUGGAAGUGGACAGUUCGCAAAAGGAGUGCCGCAUGUACAUGACAGAGAGCUUCAAGAUUAAGACCGCCUACGAGGAGUCCCUGGAACACCUUGAGUCAGUGAAGAAAGAGAACAAGACCCUGCAGGAGGAGAUAAAAGAACUGAUUGAUCAACUGGGUGAGGGAGGACGGAGUGUACACGAGCUGCAGAAGUUGAAGAAAAAAUUGGAGAUUGAGAAGGAAGAACUCCAGGUGGCCCUGGAGGAAGCUGAGUCUUCCUUGGAGGUUGAAGAAAGCAAGGUGAUUCGAAUUCAGCUGGAACUGGCUCAGGUUAAAGCUGACAUUGACCGGCGAAUUCAUGAGAAAGAAGAGGAAUUUGAAGCUACAAGGAAGAACCACCAGCGGGCAAUUGAGUCUUUGCAGGCCAGUCUGGAAGCAGAGGCCAAAGGCCGGGCAGAGGCACUUCGGCUCAAGAAGAAAAUGGAGACUGACCUGAAUGAGAUGGAAAUCCAGCUGGACCAUGCCAACAAGAACAACAGUGAACUUGUAAAGACACUGAAAAGGCUGCAGCAGCAAAUCAAGGACCUGCAGGUCCAAAUGGAUGAGGACGCCAGGCAGCACGAGGAGCUGCGGGAGCAGUACAAUCUGCAGGAGCGGCGCCUGAGUUUGCUGCAGACAGAGCUGGAGGAGGUACGCUCGGCCCUGGAGGGCAGCGAGCGCUCCCGAAAGUUGCUGGAGCAGGAGGUGGUGGAGAUCACAGAGCGGCACAAUGAGAUCAACAUCCAGAACCAAAGCCUCCUGGUGGUCAAACGCAAACUGGAGUCAGAUGUCCAGCGCAUCUCCAACGAGCACGAGGAGCUCAUCAGUGAGUUCCGCUCAGCUGAUGAAAGGGCCAAGAAAGCCAUGACUGAUGCUGCCCGCAUGGCGGAAGAACUCCGGCAAGAGCAGGACCACUGCAUGCACCUGGAGAAGAUCAAGAAGAACUACGAGAUCACCAUCAAAGACUUGCAGGCCAAGAUGGAGGAGGCCGAGCAGCUGGCUCUGAAGGGAGGGAAGCGCAUGAUCAUGAAGCUGGAAACCAGGAUCAAGGAACUAGAGACAGAGCUGGACGGCGAGCAGAAACGGCACGUGGAGACGGUCAAGACGCUGCGGAAGAAUGAGCGCCGCCUCAAAGAGCUGUUCUUCCAGACAGAGGAGGACCACAAGACCAACCAGCGCAUGCAGGAACUGGUAGAGAAGCUGCAGAACAAGAUGAAGGUCUAUAAGCGGCAAAUCGAAGAGGCGGAGGAGCAAGCCAACCAGACCUUGGCUCGCUACAGGAAGACAGUCCAUGAGCUGGAUGAUGCUGAGGAGCGGGCCGGCAUGGCAGAAACUGCCCUGAACAAGCUGCGCACCAGACACCGUGUGGCUGGCAAAGGCAUCACCUCUGUGGAGAUCAUUCAAGUGUCCAAGACAGGCUCCUCCAAAACUCUUUCUGAGGAGUGAGGUUCUCUGUGUCCCAGCCCAGGUAGGUGUGGUGUAGAUUCUGGUACAUGUGGAUUCCUCUUUAUUGCCAUGCUCCAAGUUCACCUUCCCUGUUCCUGCUUUGCUCCUUCUGACUUCUAUGCUUCUACACCAUGCCCUGAUCUCAUACAAUGGGAACCCAAAGCUUCCCACAUCCCUUCAGUUGCAAUACUCUCUCUAGAUUCUCAAAGCUCUCAGGUGUGGUGCUGUCCACCUAUAUCAGGUAUUGGCGGUCAUGAUGCUUCUCCAUCUGAAUGGAAGCUUGUCAAAGGCAAGUUCCAUAUCUAACGCCACUUGACACUAGGCCUGACAGAUAGGUGCUAAGUACAUGCUUGUUUUCACUGAAGAACCAAAGGGACAUUUGCAAGCUUAUAGGCAGUGUGUAUUCAUCUUCCACAUCCCACACAAUAUCAUUAUUCCUAAGGAUUUCAUCAAUACCAGUUGAAUUUAGAUGUCUAAUAUUAAGGAAAUAAUAAUCACAGCUACCAUUUCUUGAGCACUGAGGGAAGAUGGGAUUUUAAAGAGACAAUUUAAAAUAGUUCUUUCUUGUUUUCCUUAAUUCGGAAUCAAUUAAAAAGAACACAGGAGACAAAUAUAUAAAAAUCGAAAUGAUAGUUUUAUUAUUCUAUGAUUCUAGGUUGAGAAUUCAAUGGGUAUCCAUUAUGGGCACCCUUGUACUUCACCCCAGAAUUAAAGAUACCUGAACAACCACAGCCCUGCUUUCUGGGGAGGAGCCCCUAUUUGAAGGGGAGGAAUGACCAGAACUUAUCAACUCUGCAGGUAGAUGGGCUUUAUCCCUGCCUUCCUGGUUCCUUCUUCCAAACAUAGUACAAAUUAUUCCUCUUCCUAUGAGAGGACCAAGGGAAAGGUGAGAAGAGAGGCAAAGAACAUUAAUCUAUAGCAGUGGUCCUUGAAACGUGAUCCUUUGGACCAACAGCAAAAUCAGCAUCACCUGAGAAGUUAGAAAUACAAAUUCUUAGGCUUCACUCCGGACCUACUGAAUUAGAAGCUCUGGGUGGGCCCAGCAUCUGUGGUCCAAUCAGCCCUCCAGGUAAUUCAGAUGUAUGAUCAAGUUUGAGAAUCAAUGCUAUAGCAGAAAUCAUGAUAGAAUCAUGGAGCCAGGGAACAGAGGUUUCUCCUACUUUGACAAGAGCCAGGCACAUGGUAUGUUUUUCUCUAUUUAUUUAUCCUAUGAGGUAGGUAUAAAUCUCCCUGUCAAGUGAGAAAAAUAAGCUCAGAGAAAUUCAGUGACUUGCCUAUGGUUAUCCAAACACCAUGCUAUGUCUUAGUUACUAUGAAGAUUGAAAAAGUUGGUCUCCAUUUAGGAUUAAUCAGAACAACUCAAGAUCAAGGACUUGGUUAGGCUGGGAGGGGCAGGAGGCUGAAACCUUGGCACUAAUGUGCCAAUGUUCAACUUCUAUGGAUUCUGGGAAUUUUUUUCUGGCCUCAUAUUCAAACAUCUGAUUGAAUCAACCCUCAAUGAGAAUAAGGUUCCCUACUCAUUUAUAGCUAUCUCUCAGGACUGGUUCAAUUGAAGUUUUAGCCAAAAGUGAUAAUCCUGUUAACAUCUGAAUUCAAGCUGAGCCUUUUCUUACCAUUUCCUUAGGGAAGAAACAAAAAAUAGGACACAGAAUCUUUGUCUUAAAUCUCUAACUCUUAAAUAAUGGUUAGCUCAGGAAGUUAAGGAAACUAGAGGCUUGCCUCUGGAUGAGUCCUAUGAUUAAUGUGUAACCAUCUCUUUUCAGAGCAAAAACCUGAAGAGUCCCUUCUGUUAUGCUCUCACCUUGUCAGAGGUUACCCAUGAAGCUUCCUGUACUACCCAGACUCAGCGGGUGUUUCAGCUCCUUCUACCGGCUGAGUCUUAGCCUCUAGGAUUAGAUACCUUGUAAAGCAAAUCCCCUGCCCUGGUUUGGUGACUGUUUAUUCCUGAGGUCUGCUGGCCUGGUUCAAUUGCUCUCUCUCCACACCACUGGGCUGCAGUCCUGCCAAGGACAGAGGUUACAAGGGCUGGGGCCCCUGGGUCUGUUCUCCAUGUCUUGAUCCAUCCUCACUCUCUUAUCUCAUUUCCCCUUGUUGGUCACAGAGCCAGAUAUACCAGCAGUAGCCAUGAGAUGUCCUGAGCAAACUAGUACACAGGUCAGCACUGAGUCAAGAACCCACAGAGUUUAGUUUUCCAAAACGGCAUUAUAUUCAGUCUUACAAAUAUCAAUGAAGCUCUGAAUAUGGGCUAGACCUGUAUUCUGGGAUACAGAAAUGAAUAAGAAGAAACAUCCUUCCUUGGGGAGUUCAGAAUCCAGUGGAGAGGUAGAUGCACACAUCAAUCACCACAAGGCUAUGAGCAAAUGUUCUAUGAUACAGUGUUUGGAUCUCAUGGGAGGGAAUCACAGGGAAGGAGCAACUGGCUCAACCUAAGGUGGAUGGGUGGAGUAGCUCCACAGAGGAUGUGACCUUAUACAAGAGUCCAGAGCAGUGCCACUCAAUCAGUGGCACUGAUUUUUUUUACCUGCCCAAGAUAACAGAAGUAUAGAAAUUGAGAGGUAGUUUUUUGAAAUGUUUCUAGCAAUUGACAUGAUCAGUAUAUUUUAUAAAAGUAUUAGUUUCUGAUAGUAAUUAAAAUAAUGGAAAGUAAAAAGAAUAAAUAAAACUGAUCCCUCACCAGGUAGAGAAGGGAAAAAGGGAAUUCCAGAUAGAAGGCCCAACACAUGCAAAAGUGCGGAGGUGGGAUUCACACAAGAGUGCAGCGUGACAGGAGGAGAGGGGCUCAGGAUAGGGAGAGAGUGAUGGACAGGGUGGAAGAUGAAGCUAGCAGGAUAGGCAUGGGUGAGGCUGUGAAGAGCCCUGUUGGGUAUAAGUAUUCCAUAAUCUCUAUAAGGAAAUCUUGCUAAUUUAAAAAAUCCAUUUGUGGGAUGUGAUGAGCAGCAGCUUUUCUUUCUUGAGAAGAUAUAUCACAACGGCAAAACAAGACUCUUGGCACUGCAUCCCAGGGGAUCGCACCCUCUCAAUAGCCUGAGUAGAAUUCAGGCCUACUUGGGCAAGCCAAACCUAAAGAAAGUUUCUUUAAAUCCUCACAACCUCACACAGAAUGAUCCAGGUAUGACCCAAUAGUGUCCUUACAAGGAAGGAAGCCUGUGUAGAAGCAGCCCAAGCAUCUCCAAGUGCUAUCUCUCUAGCAAGAAGAGAGCAGAGGUAACAGAACUCCCAGAUCUGGCCCACAAGGAUUUUCUCAUCCUCUCUCUCUUACCUUGUAGGAUGACACAGAUCUCAACAGCAUACCACUGAGAAGAAAAAUAUGUGAAAAUGGAAAACUGGAUCCAUCCUGAGAAUGUUUACUAUGCAAAGAAAAGUGCAAGCCAGAAAGAGACAGGUGCUAAAGAAUAAAGAUAGCUGUGGGGGUAAUGGGUUUGGGAAUGUAAAUAUCCAACCAUUAGAGGAAUUAAAAUUAGCAUGGCUUCCCUGAGACUGUAUCAAGCUGUGUAAGCACUUGGAUAACAGUAGCAGUGGGUCUGUUUUAGUUGAGAUCCUACAUGUUCAUGUCAAGGACGGAAUAUGUAAUGUCUGUGUGACCUGGUUGUGCUCUAGAAAUUAUUUCUCAUGUGGACAUUUUAAUGCCUUGUCCCUAUGCAGCUUAAAUUAAAAAAAAAAUGAAAAAUACACUGACUGGAGAUUAUUUUUAAGUGAAGAAUUUUAUUUUUCUAAGAAUUCCAAAUUCAAAGGCAAUUUUUACAAUACACCAGAGUGCUACUAUGUCCCUAUAUCCUAAUUCACAGGCUUUUUAUUGGAAACCAUGAAAACUAUGCAGUCUUGGCAAAGUUCUUUGCAAAUUUUGAAAGAGUAUACCAGUGCUAUAAAGACAAUCUAGGUUUCAUAAAGCUCAAGAAGUUAUGAAAUCCCCUGAAGGGAUGUUAAGAUCCAUCCAGGCUAACAACCGACCCAUGAGGCCUCUGAGUAAUCCCCCUCAGCAUCUCCCAGAACGUUCCAACACAGGAGGUCAGCUCCAUGAGGACGGGCAGUUUUGUAUAUUUUACUCACUGCUGUAUCCUCGGCAACUAGAAGGUGACAGGCCUGAAGUAGGCAGAGGGUUAGUAUGUGUGGAGUAAAUGAAUGAUGGAGAAUGAGUUGCCUCCCAAGGUCAUCCUUCCUGACAUUGCCAAAAGUUCUUCCUUAAAUCAAGCUGAGACUUGCCCCCUGGUGGUACCCAUUUGCUAACCCUGGUUUUGACACCCGGGACCCUGCAGAACCACCUUAAUGGAAGACAGUUUUCUCUUCUCCAGGCUAAAUAUUCCUGAGUCAUUCAACUUUUACAAGUGUGGCAGGGUUUCCACUGUCACCUCCUAACACUCCUCGACCCUGUUCCCCUCCUCAUUUUCCUAGUCUUUGGAGUGCAGGGGCGGAGGGAGCAGCACUGUGAGGGCUCCUUGCCAGUUCACAGCCCUCAGAACACACUUUUCCUCAGCUCUCUGGAAAUGGUGUCUUCUGUUUGACUAUGAGCACCCUGACCACUCUCCAGUCUAUUGGCAGACAGAAACCAUUGUUUAGGCUGAUAGUGGAAGGGACAGUAAUACUCUGUUGGUGGCUCCUUCUCCAUUUUCACAAGGGCCCAUAUUACCCUGUGAUGGUUUUAAACUUGGCUCUCUCUAGGCAGCUCCAGAGAGAACGAAGUUUGGUUCCUUCUGUGCAAACGGACCAAAUGUGAAGACACUGCCCUCUAGUGGUAGGGUCUCCAACUGCUGUGUGAAUUUCCUGGGAGAUGCCAAAUCCCAGAAUCUUAGAUUUAUAUUAGAAUUUCAGGGCUCAAAGGGACAUUCAGAGGGUGUCUACUCCCACUCUCAGCCAAUUUGAGAUUCCCCUCCACAACAUCCCUGAAAAAAUGGUAAUCCAACUUGAACCUGAACCCUUCCAAUAAAAAAAGGCAGCCCAUGGCAGUUUUGACUGACAAAUCUGGUUCAAAAGUCUCACCUAAUAUUGAACCAGAAUAUGUCUCCCUAUAUUUUGCCCUUAUUUUGAUCUAGUAUUCACCUUUAUAACUACGUAAAAUAAGUCUAAUUCUUACUCUUUAAAGUCAGACACAUAUACCACUUUCCCAGCAAUAUGAUCUUGAGCAAUUUAACUUAACUAUUAAAAGAAGAAUAAUAACAACAUCUGCCUCAUAGGCAUCUUUAAACAAGAUAACUUGGCACAGAGACUAUUAUGCAUGACACCUGGACUCUUGCCAAGUUUCUUCUAGCAUUCUGUAAGGACUUCAACACUUGAUCUCUUGCUAGAGAAAUGCAAGGGGCAUUCCAUGAGGUUUAAGACUUCAUCAUUGUUUCUUGGAGGACAGUCCAUCCUGUAGUCUCCCCAAACUCAGAAUUCCAGAGCAACUCCUCAGUUUGCGGUAAUGGGGUUGGGGUGGGAGGUUUGUAGACAGCUCACUGACUUGCCCAAGACCAUUCAGUUAAUGGCAGAGCUACAAAUCCUCAUUUAGUCACACAUGCUGUUUUUGCCUAAGGACAUGUAAUUUCAGAAUAGCCUGAAGGUCUAAAAUGAUAUAAUCUAUAGCUUUGCAAAAUAAUAACAUUAGUUGAUAUCUAUGAUCAUUGAAAUUAUGUUCUGGUAUCAUGUUCUACAAAGUAAAUGGAGCAAAGACAAUUUAAAUGGUUUUGCUAAAUGUUUUGGGCUAGCUUUCAAGGCUGCUAAAUUUUGUAUCACUGACUGUAUAUAUAUAUAAUCAGUGAUAUUUUCUUAUUUUCUGUAUUCUUGGUGCUCUGGCAUCUGGAACCUCCCUGACUGCAGGAACACUGCUUCUCCCAGGGAUAGCCAAUUCUUAGAGAUAGCAAACAGCUUUCAUACACAGAGUAACUAAUCUGGAUCCCAUCUAGCUCUAGGAGGCAAUAUAACCCUGCCCUAUUCACCUAAAGCCAGGUACCGGACAGACAACUAGGGACAGUCCCUAUACCCCAUGACAGUUAUUCAAACUAGCCAAUCCUAAACCUGAUUACCCUGCCUUCUCUACUCCUUACAAUGGAAAUCACAAUAAAGGUUCAUGCCUAUGCUUUCCCCUCAACUCCUUCUGUCUCCUGACCAACCCUGUACUGCCCCCUGUGGCCCUGAGUGGCAUGUCAUGUUAUGCCUCCUGCUUCUAGAGAUAACAUCUUUUGAGUAUAUAAACUUCUUCCUUCAUGACAAUCAUUUCCAUGUCUGUGUGUCUUACCAUACCUGAUCAAAACAAACCCCAGGUACAUUUUAAAACACCAAUUAUCUUCCUCCUCCUUUCACAUAUGAACCAAUCCUGGUCCUUGUAGGGAAGCCAAUAGGUUCCCGGUCUUCCCCAUGGAGCAAACCUUUAAGUGUUUCCAAAUAUCCUCAUAUCCUCACAAAGACCCCUAACCUUUCCACCCACGAGCUAUUAGGAAUUGGGACUGGAGAUCUGUUGUGAAAAGGCCAACCCCAAAUUGUGGUAGAAUCACAAGACUAGAAGAGAACCUGCUGGCUAUUAUAAGGGACUGUUCUUUCCUCUACUUCCUGAACCUUGGCUUAGGCUAAUGAAAAAAUGUUUCCUGUGGCUUUGGAGCAGUGACCCCAUAAAACUUUUCUCUGCAGACAUUUAAAAAACCAACUUUUACAUAUAGGCACCAAAUAGUAACCAGACAUCUAGACCAAGGGGAAAACUGUAUUAUGAGACUUAGGUUUAGGGAUUAGGAAGGCUACUAUGGGGGUAGGUACAGGAUGCUAAAGGAGAGGCACUUGGUCCUGUCUUAGAAGAUAAAGGAAGGUGUUACAGAGGAAAUCAUGUCUUGCUGAAGCCUAAAGAUGAGUAGGAGUUAGACAAAAAGUAAGGGGGAACAUGCCAGAAUGGAAGGUGGGGGUAGGAAGGACCAACUAAGAGUGUGCUUAGUGGCAAGAAGCAACACAUGAGCCAACAGUGGCACAAGCAACAGAGACAUUUAAUGAUUUUACACACCAACCCCUGCAGUUACAGAUGGUUUCAGAAUUAGUACAAUGUGAGGUACCCAGGUCUCCACCUUUCCACAAUGCUUUACCCUCAGGUCUGUCAAAACAGUUGCCACACUUUCAACCAUCAUAUCUUCCCACAACCACAUUCAAGACAGAAAAGAAGAUAAAGACGUCCUCGCAAUCCUUUUCAUCAGCGAGCAUAUUUUUUCCUAGAAACUUCCUAGGAGACCACAAACCCAUCUGUAAACCAAUUAGCAGCAAGUGGUAACAGGGUUGCCACAUAAGACAUGGACCAAUUGUGGUCCAUUCCCUGGACUAGGGAAGGGCCCAGCUUCCCCAAGAGCCACUUGAACAAAAGUGAGGAAAUCAAGGUGGGAAAAGCAGUAUGUGGAUAGCCAGAGUACACAAAGAAGACAUGGUGUGAGGUUAAUUCAGAAUAUAGCCCCUCCACAUACACAGAAGACUGUUGGCUGCCCGGCCAGCAGCCAGGGAAGGCAGUUUAUGAAAAGCUUUCAGAAGUGCCUGCUCCCAAGGAUGUUUUCUGCUGCUCCCUUAGACGUUAUCUGCUCCUGUAACCAAGCAGCAAGCACAUCUUGCUCCCAUUCCCCUGUGAAAGCGGCUGUUCUCCCAGUGAGAUUAUCCCUCCCCCUGCUUGUGUAGAUGAAAACAUUGCUUGCCUUUGGCCGAGUGCCUUUUCCUGCAGCUCUGACCAGCCGCUACUAAAGCUUCCCUGUCCCAUGAGUAAUAAAUGACAUGUCACACCCUUCUGGUCCUCCCUGGUGGUUUUUCUGGAAUAUCCCAGCUGCAGGUCCUGGCCUGGAGCUCUUGCGUUACACAUGGUGAGAGACAAAGGUGACAGAGCAAGAGAGACCUUAAUGACUUGUUAUGGAGCAUGGACUUUAUUCAGAGGGCAAGGGAGAUUCAUCAUGAUUCGAUUCAAGUUAUGCGUUUUGGACCCACUGUAUAAUGUCGAUUUGUGCCACUAUUUGUGAUGUUAACGUUAAUCACUCAGUUAAGGUUGUGUCCACCUUAAUUGAAGAAUAUCCUAUAAAAUAAUUGGUGUGAGCUCUUUAAGACUGUCAAUUUGUGAAAGUCAAAGAAAAGAAAAGACUGAGGAACUGUUUCAGAUUAGACUAAAGCAGCAUGACAACUAAAUGCAACAAAUGGUCUUGGAUUGGCUCUGGGAUGAAGAAAAAAACAGCUAAACAGGACAUUAUUAGAACAACCAGUGAAAUUUUAAUAUGAACUUAUAAUGAACUUAUAAUUAUGUGUUAUAUAAUUA